GCCGGCUGUUCUAGGCGGCGAUGGAGUGGGCUCCGCCAUUCUGCCGUGGGCUCCCUGACCGGCGGAAUGUUCCGCCGACCGCGGCUUUUACCCCGCAGUGCCAAGGCCGCGACUCGUUUUAUAACCCUACUGGUCGGAGUGAGGAGAAGGCGGCCGGCGCGUAUUCUCUUCCCGGAGGGCAGCAUGGAUUCCCUGGGCUGGAGAGGAGCCGGGCCGGGAGCGACUGGAGGCCUGAUGCUCCUUCCUACCAGGGCGGCCGGGACCGGGGUUCCCCCCGAGGCCCCCCAGCGUCUCUGGGUAGAGCGGAGCGGUUAGAAGAGCAGCUCUGGGAUCAGGAGCAUCGGUGCCAGUACUCGUCCCAGGCCCAGGACAACAAGCCCCUGGAAUGCCCUCCCCGGCCGUGGGGGAGCGACCACCCCCCUUACCUUCACCAGGACUACCCUCCUCGCCCGCAGGGGCAUCAUCAAGAUCGCCCGCCACACCCACAAGGACCUGAACGUCCUCCCAACCCCUGGGAUCAAGGCCAGCAGGGGCAGCCACCCCGCCCGCAGAACUACCCUCCCCACUUACAGGCUCUUGACCCCAUGUCCCACCAGCAGACUUAUGAAGGCAGAGAUCAAACCUGCCCCUCUGGGGGAUUUCUCUGCCAGGACCAUCCGGUUUAUCCUCAUCAAAAUCAUUAUCCCCAGAAUGGACAGUCGUAUUAUCUUUCUCAACACCCAUACCAACAGAAACACUUGGAUGCCCAACAGCAGUAUUCCUUUCGGGCAAAUUCGCAACCCGAGCAACACCCACCCUUCCCUGAGAGAGAUGUACCACCACCCAACCUUCAAAAUGUGACUUCUCAACCUGAAAACAGUUCGUGCCCAAACCAAACUACACCUCAAAGUGGAGGUCUUAACUUACCUGCUAGAUUUGGACCCCAAAGUUCUCAAUUAGUGAACCAGAGCCAUAAUAAUCAACAUAACUUCCCAAGUUUGUCAGUGGACGUUCUGUCCUGGAAGAAUGAACAUGGUUUGCAGUACAAGAGUGAUGAAAUGGCCAUGCCUUGGCCUUGUGUUGCUAAUUUCCCACAAGGUUUAAAAGAUAGUGGUAUAGAGCAGCAGCAGAGAAAGGAAUCAGUAACCAAAUUCUUAUCACCCGAUCAAUUCCAGGACUUCAAAAACAGUGAACGGACAAAGGAGCAAGAUGAAUUUUGGCUCAUGAGGUUUGUGUCAAAGUGUAAGUCACAGCCUUCAGAGAGCCAAAAAUCAAAAUCUGUGCCAUUAGUUAGUGAAGUGAAAGAAUCUGUGCUGAGUGCGUGCAAAUUUGUGGCCGAACUUACUGCUUUAUGCCAGCAAUUGAGGCAAAAUGUAGAAAAUGAAGAGAUUUGGACCGAAUCUUACCUAAAAGCAACUGAGAUAAAAACUGUUUUACAGGAGAAACUAAAGACCCUUACAGAUAGUGAGUAUGUCAGCACUGUGAAAAAAAAGCUGGAUGCAAUUAAAAAGAAAAGAAGAAAUAUUCAAAGGAAGAAGCAAGAGUGGUGUUUAGAAAAACAGGAACAAAAGGCAAGGAUGGCAGAAAAGGAAGCGAUGAUUGAAAAAUGGAGAAUGAAUUGUAUCCGAGAAGUUGAAGAGAAGAAAAGGGAGCGUGAACUAAAAGCUGCAGCCGACAGUGUCUUGUCAGAAGUGCGGAAGAAACAAGCAGAUGCAAAGAGAUCAGUGGAUAUCCUCCGGGCUCUCGAGAAGUUACGGAAAUUGAGGAAGGAAGCUGCAGCUAGAAAAGGUGUUCAUCCUCCUGCUUCUGCUGAUGAAAAUUUUGAGCAUCAUAUUGAAAGGCUUAGAAAACUAAUUAAAAAACGUAGUGAUCUCUACGAUGCAGAAGAAAGAGCCUUGAGAGUUAUGCUGGAAGGGGAACAAGAAGAAGAAAGGAAAAGAGAAAAUGAGAAAAAAAUGAAGAAGGAGAGGGAGAAGUUAGAAAAACAGCAACGUGAAGUUGAAUCAAUGCUAUUUGGAGACCCAGAUUUGCCUGUAGACCACCCACUACAACCGUUUCGUCAAUAUUACUUGCAAGCUGAACAUUCUUCUCAUGCACUUAUUCAAAUCAGGCAAGAAUGGGAUCGAUACCUUGUCCCAGGAGAUCAUCCUGAAGGUAGCAGUAUUCCGCAAGGUUGGGUCUUUCCGUGUCCACCUUCAUCAGACGUAUGGCGAACUGCACUCAAACAGAACGAAAGUUGAUGUCCUUGUCUUUAGCUUAAGAUUUUUUUGGGUUAAAGAUGAACAUCUGUUUUAUAAUAAAUAAAUGUGGAUUUAUCUUA
This is a messenger RNA of Mobula hypostoma (lesser devil ray), 2299 nucleotides long. RefSeq lists its product as uncharacterized. The record is from RefSeq and is a predicted model, not a curated record. Lineage: Eukaryota; Metazoa; Chordata; Chondrichthyes; Myliobatiformes; Myliobatidae. Bases 21 to 2219 code for a protein of 732 amino acids. The transcript is spliced from 5 exons.